AUUCAUUCAGAGUGGGAAAGCGCCAGCCGAGCGGCCAGCCAGUGCGGAGCUGGCCAUGUAAGGCCCACAGGCGGUCCUGCCCGCCCGGUGCCCUGCGGAGAGCCUCGUGCAGCCCUGGGCACCGCCCCUGCCCUGUCCUGACCCCUUGGCCUCGAAAUGCUGUCAUCGGAGGAGCAGUCCCGCUCGGGACAAGGCCAGCAUGGACAAAGCUAGAGCUGGGGCAAGCAAGGAGUCUUCCUGUCCUCGAGGCCGUGGGAAGAGAAGCACGCCCAGGGGGCCACUCCUGAGAGCCUCUCUGUCCACCAGGCCUCUGCAGAGGGGUCACCAUGGCUCUGGCCCGAGGCAGCCGGCAGCUGGGGGCCCUGGUGUGGGGCGCCUGCCUGUGCGUGAUGGUGCACGGGCAGCAGGCGCCGCCCGGGCAGGGCUCGGACCCCCAGCGCUGGCGGCAGCUGAUUCAGUGGGAGAACAACGGGCAGGUGUACAGCUUGCUCAACUCGGGUUCAGAGUACGUGCCGGCCGGGCCUCAGCACUCCGAGAGUAGCUCCCGGGUGCUGCUGGCCGGCGCGCCCCAGGCCCAGCAGCGGCGCAGCCACGGGAGCCCCCGGCGUCGGCAGGCGCCGUCCCUGCCCCUGCCGGGGCGCGUGGGCUCGGACACCGUGCGCGGCCAGGCGCGGCACCCAUUUGGCUUCGGCCAGGUGCCCGACAACUGGCGCGAGGUGGCCGUCGGGGACAGCACGGGCAUGGCCCGGGCCCGCACCUCCGUCUCCCAGCAACGGCACGGGGGCUCCGCCUCCUCGGUCUCGGCUUCGGCCUUCGCCAGCACCUACCGCCAGCCGCCCUCCUAUCCGCAGCAGUUCCCCUACCCGCAGGCGCCCUUCGUCAGCCAGUACGAGAACUACGACCCCGCGUCGCGGACCUACGACCAGGGUUUCGUGUACUACCGGCCCGCGGGCGGCGGCAUGGGCGCGGGGGCGGCGGCCGUGGCCUCGGCAGGAGUGAUCUACCCCUACCAGCCCCGGGCGCGCUACGAGGAGUACGGCGGCGGCGAGGAGCUGCCCGAGUACCCGCCGCAGGGCUUCUACCCAGCCCCCGAGAGGCCCUAUGUGCCGCCGCCGCCGCCGCCACCGCCCCCCGACGGCCUGGACCGCCGCUACUCGCACAGCCUGUACAGCGAGGGCACCACCGGCUUCGAGCAGGCCUACCCCGACCCCGGCCCCGGCCCCGAGGCGGCGCAGGCCUACGGCGGAGACCCGCGCCUGGGCUGGUACCCGCCCUACGCCAACCCGCCGCCCGAGGCGUACGGGCCCCCGCGCGCGCUGGAGCCGCCCUACCUGCCCGUGCGCAGCUCCGACGCGCCCCCGUCGGGUGGGGAGCGGAACGGCGCGCAGCAGGGCCGCCUCAGCGUGGGCAGCGUGUACCGGCCCAACCAGAACGGCCGCGGUCUCCCUGACUUGGUCGCAGACCCCAACUAUGUGCAAGCAUCCACUUAUGUGCAGAGAGCCCACCUGUACUCCCUGCGCUGUGCUGCGGAGGAGAAGUGUCUGGCCAGCACAGCCUAUGCCCCUGAGGCCACUGACUACGAUGUGCGGGUGCUGCUGCGCUUCCCCCAGCGUGUGAAGAACCAGGGCACAGCGGACUUCCUCCCCAACCGGCCACGGCACACCUGGGAGUGGCACAGCUGCCACCAACAUUACCACAGCAUGGACGAGUUCAGCCACUACGAUCUACUGGAUGCAGCCACAGGCAAGAAGGUGGCUGAGGGCCACAAGGCCAGUUUCUGCCUGGAGGACAGCACCUGUGACUUCGGCAACCUCAAGCGCUAUGCAUGCACCUCUCAUACCCAGGGCCUGAGCCCAGGCUGCUAUGACACCUACAACGCAGAUAUCGACUGCCAGUGGAUUGACAUAACCGACGUGCAGCCUGGGAACUACAUCCUCAAGGUGCACGUGAACCCAAAGUAUAUUGUUUUAGAGUCUGACUUCACCAACAACGUGGUGAGAUGCAACAUUCACUACACAGGUCGCUACGUUUCUACAACAAACUGCAAAAUUGUCCAAUCCUGAUCUCUGGAAGGGACAGAUGGCCAAUCUCUCCCCUUCUAAAGCAGGCCCUGCUCCCCUGGCAGCCUCCCGCCGAGGGGCCCAGCCCCCAACCCACAGGCAGGGGCAUCCCUCCCUGCCGGCCUCAGGGAGCGAACGUGGAUGGAAACCACGGGGAUUCCGGAUGCCAGACCCCAUUUUAUACUUCACUUUUCUCUACAGCGUUGUUUUGUUGUUGUUGGUUUUUAUUUUUUAUACUUUGACCAUACCACAGAGCUAGAUUGCCCAGGUCUGGGCUGAAUAAAACAAGGUUUUUCUA
Messenger RNA from Piliocolobus tephrosceles (Ugandan red Colobus), 2358 nucleotides. It is a transcript of the gene LOXL1, whose product is annotated as lysyl oxidase like 1. Lineage: Eukaryota; Metazoa; Chordata; Mammalia; Primates; Cercopithecidae. Bases 327 to 2063 code for a protein of 578 amino acids. The record is from RefSeq and is a predicted model, not a curated record. Gene Ontology annotation, biological process: peptidyl-lysine oxidation; collagen fibril organization. Gene Ontology annotation, molecular function: protein-lysine 6-oxidase activity; copper ion binding. The transcript has 7 exons.